GUGCUCUGAAAUGCUCCCUGUCGGCAGCCUGGUGGGUAAAUAAAGGACAGCUUGGUCAAAGUUGCUCCAAGACUCUACUUCUUGCUCCAAGACUCUCCACUUGGGACUUGGACCUGAAAGUUGCUCCAGAACUCCACUUGGGACUUGGACCUGAAAGUUGCUCCAAAACUCCACUUGGAACUUGGACCUGAAAGUUGCUCCAAUACUCCACUUGGGACUUGGACGUGAAAGCAUCUCCAAGACUCCACAUCUUGCUCCAAGACUCUACUUCUUGCUCCAAGACUCUCCACUUGGGACUUGGACGUGAAAGUAUCUCCAGGACUCUCCCUUUCUUCCUCCCAGACUCUCCACUUGGGACUUGGACGUGAUGGCGGCUCUUGUCUGGACGCGCUGCGGCACCAAGACCUUGGUCACCGCCGCCAAAGGCAGCAGAAUCUCUACAAGGCGUCUCUUCUCCUGGGCGACGUCUGGCAGGACCGCCGAUGUCCUCACAAGUGGAGGUGCAUCCAUCCUGGUUGGAGUCCCCACCUUGUCCUGUUUGGUCUAUGGUUCCUACAAGAAGGUGCAGAGGUCAGCUGUGGUCCAGGCUUUGGAAAAAGACGAGGUUCUCCAGCAGGCAGACUACCUUUACAGCUGUGCUGAGACGGAGAAACUCUACCAACUACUUCAGCGGUACAAAGACAGUGAGAAUGCAGAGUUCCUGUGGAGGUUGGCCCGGGCGUCACGUGACAUGUCGGUGCUGCCCGAGGUGGACGCUGACAGGAAGAAGCAGCUGAUGUACGAGGCCUACCACUACGCCACCGCGUCGCUGGAGAAAGACGACAAAUGUUUUGCUGCACACAAGUGGUAUGCAAUAUGUCUGAGUGACGUGGGCGAGUACGAGGGAGUCAAAGUGAAAAUAGGAAAUUCUUACACCAUUCGGGAACAUCUUGAGAGAGCACUCACACUCAACCCCAAAGAUGCAACCUCCUUCCACAUUCUGGGUUACUGGUGUUUUGUGUUUGCUGAGUUGCCAUGGUACCAACGCAAGGUGGCAGCCGUCAUGUUCUCCUCUCCUCCAACUUCCACCUACCAGGAGGCUUUGCAGUUCUUCCUGCGAGCAGAAGAAGUGGAGCCCAACUUCUACAGCAAGAACAUGCUGAUGCUGGGCAAGACCUACCUGGCCCUCAAGGAGCCUCAGAAGGCUCAGCUGUGGUUGACCAAGGCCAGAGACUACCCUGCACACACGCUGGAGGACAAGCAGGUCCAUAAAGAAGCAGUUGACCUCCUGAAGAACUUCAGAUGAAAGCAGCACCUUUGAACAUUUCUAUCAUGCUAAUAUUGAGAAGAUGAUCUACACAACUCAAACUAUCUUACAAUAAGUUAUUUCACUUCCUCUCCUACAAAAUAAAAGCACACUCAUGGCCAGGCA
Messenger RNA from Nerophis ophidion (straightnose pipefish), 1411 nucleotides. RefSeq names its product regulator of microtubule dynamics 1 (gene rmdn1). Lineage: Eukaryota; Metazoa; Chordata; Actinopteri; Syngnathiformes; Syngnathidae. The coding region runs from base 368 to 1285 and encodes 305 amino acids. Gene Ontology annotation, molecular function: microtubule binding. The record is from RefSeq and is a predicted model, not a curated record. The transcript is spliced from 11 exons. Gene Ontology annotation, cellular component: spindle microtubule; mitotic spindle pole; cytoplasm.